AGAGCGGGGGAGGUGUGCGAUAAGAAACGUGUGAUAAAUUUCACGUCUCUCUCUCUCUCUCUCUCUCUCUCUCUCCCCCUCUAUUUUUCUUUCCGGGACGAAAACGCGCUCCUCGGCUGCACGUUUUUCACGAAAUUUCCCGCUGGGUGCGCGGCCGCAAAUUUAUUCGACGACCCGCGCUCGAAUUAAUCCCCAAUCGAUAAAUCGUAAUUACUCGUCCCUGUCUCCGGCGUUACAGCCAAAGAACCAGCCGUAUAGGGUAGGAUUCGCGCCCAGGCUCGGCGACGCUAAACACGUCGGUGUUUAUUUAUAGUGCGACGCGAGAGACAACGGCGACGGUGCGGCGCGGCGCGGCGCGGCGCGGGCGCGGGAGAAUCCGUUUCGUUAAUUACUCCAGCCGAUAUUACUUAAUUCACUUUUGAUUAACGAUCGUCCGUACAGGAAUAAUGGUAACUAGGGCCGUUACCGUCGGGGCGGCGGCAGGUGCCGCUGGGAUGUCUGGCGAGGCGGGGUUGGUCGGGAUGUCGGGCGUACCGAGGCUGCUGGAGGAUCUGGCGCGACUCUCCGAGGAUAAAGACUCGGCUGAUAUCGUGUUUCUGCUGGGGCGCGACGAGACCCCGGUUUACGCCCACAGACUAAUACUUCAAGCCAGGUGCAAGAACUUCACGGUGCCGAAGAGGAUAGGCACGGCUGGAAAUCCAACGCCGGUGCGAAUGUCGCACGCGCAUCCGGAUACGUUUCGCCAGUUUAUUCACUACAUCUACACCGGCAAGAUAAUGCUGCAAGACAGCGCGAUUUUCGAGAUGUUGGGCUUGGCGCAGGAACUCGGUCUCGACGAGCUCUGGCGAAGUUGCGAGGAACACGUGUCGGCCACUCUAAGUCCUGGCAACGCGUGUGCGCUUCUAACUGCCGCUUUAGAGGCACAGGAUCGCGUUCCGGAAUAUUCCGACUACGAGAUGAAGUUUGUCAAGCUCGAUCAAAGCUCCACUCUCUCGUCUUUUGAUAAUAUCACGUUUUCACGGCGGAUUACGGAUGCGAAUAGUCGAGUUCUAAUUUCCAAUAAUGCUGGCGAGAACGGCUUCCUAGGCUUAAGUCUGUUCCCUUCUUCUUUCACCUAUCGAGUCCAUUUGUGUGCUCCAGCAGGGAAAGUCGCGUGCUCAUCGUUCAUCGAGCGGUGCUUCGCCUUUAUCGGUGAGAACGCCUUGGACACGGUAAAAACAACGGCGUUUUGCACUCUGCCGAAGGACGCUCUGGUUAAACUGAUAUCCUCGGAUUACCUCGCUCUGGAGGAGGAGGAUGUGUGGCGCGCGGUCCUCAAUUGGGCAAAGUAUCAGGCAGGUGUAACGCAGCCCACGCAACAUUGGACCGAGGAGGAGCGCGUGCGGGUGUGCCAGCAUCUGUCCGGCGUGAUACACCACGUAAGGCUGUUGCUGAUCGACAGUCAGGUGUUCGCGGAGGAGGUAGAGCCGACCGGCGCGGUGCCGAUCGAGUUGUCCUUGGAGAGGUACGAAUUUUUCAAUGCCGAUCGAUGUUCGAGCGACUCAGAAUUUCUAAGGUAUAGGUAUGCCGCCCUGCCGAACAAGUUUGCGGAGAUCUGCACGGACAAGCGACUGCAGCCGCGGGUCAGCCCGUUCCUCUUCCCGGGCUCGCAGAUCCUCUCCAGGGACAAGAUGGGCUCGCAGCGGCUGCUGAACCAGUGGUACGGCGUGGCCAAGCAGAGCUGGCGGCUCAUCUAUCGGGCGUCCAGCCACGGAUACUCGGCGGCGUCGUUUCACCGCCAUUGCGACAACAUCAGCCCGACGUACGUGAUAGUGCUGGGGAUGCGCGGCGAGAUAUGCGGUGGCUUCAGCGACAGUCCAUGGAGCAAGCCGGCGAAGGCGCACUAUGUCUCCUCGGAGAAGGCCUUCCUGUUCACGUUGGCGAACAACGAGGACGUGCCGCCGACCAAGUUCGACAUCGUGAAGAAGUCGUUCGCGACCUGUCACCACCCCGACAUCGGGCCGAUCUUCGGCGCGGGCGCCGACCUGCUUAUAUCGAGCAAUUGCAACGUCAACAAGGAGAGCUACAGCAACCUGCCGCACAGCUACGAGGGCGAUCACGCGUCCAACACCGUGCUGAUGGGGGACUAUCACUUCUCCGUGGUCGACUACGAGGUCUUCACGACGAACCAUCCGGUGUCCAAGUCCAAUCACUGAGCGCCGGGGCUAGGCCGGCAGAUUGCGCGUCUGUAAAUAUUCAUCACCCUCCUGCGCGCGCGCGGCGCAUAUUCGCGGUGAUCUCACCGCGAUGAAUUCAUUUCGAUACGAGAUCUGCGCGCGAAGCAGCGCGAGUGCGUUUAUCGUCACAGCUACAUACCUCUGUACUCAUUUCUCAAGCAGCGACCCAAUUAAAAGACUGCACCAAGGAUCACGUUGUGACUCUGGGUGUUUUUAUUAUAA
Messenger RNA from Harpegnathos saltator (Jerdon's jumping ant), 2438 nucleotides. RefSeq names its product kelch-like protein 17. Gene Ontology annotation, molecular function: protein binding. The transcript has 9 exons. NCBI's taxonomy places the organism in Eukaryota, Metazoa, Arthropoda, Insecta, Hymenoptera, Formicidae. Bases 447 to 2195 code for a protein of 582 amino acids. The record is from RefSeq and is a predicted model, not a curated record.